GCAGCGUGACGUAUAAUCUAGUGGACGGAACGGAUCAACAACAACGAGUCAGCCACCUUGGUAGCCAACAGCCGAAACAUUUAGACUGUUUCUGUGCAUAUUUGCCUCUGUGUUUUAAAUAUACUUCUGACAUCUAGUUAAUAGACACCAUUUAAAUGUUAUAGGUACAUUGUUAGUCAACUAGCUGGCUUGAUAAGUUAGCCUAGCACUAAACUAGUCGCUCAUGCUAACUAGCUAGCUAGCUAACAUCCCCGACCAUGAACUCACUGAUGUAUUCCUCGCCUGCUAAAGAAGAGGUCUGAACAUGAGCUCCCUAAACUACUCCCCUCCUGUUAAAGAAGAGGAGGUCUGCUGGACGGAGAAAGAAGCUCUGGGGCUGAACAUUGUCGUGAAAGAGGAGAAGGAAGAGGAGGAUGUCACAGUAAAACAAGAAGUAGAGGGUGAGACUGUUACUGUGAAAGAAGAAGAGAAAGACGUUUCAGUGAAAGAAGAGGAAGACACGUUCAGAGUGAAAGAGGAGGAAGAUGUUACUGUAAAAGAAGAGGAGGAAGAGAAAGAGGAGGAUGUUACAGUAAAAGAAGAGGAGGAAGAGAAAGAGGAGGAUGUAGUUUUUGGAGUGAAGGAGGAGAAAGAGGGAGAGAUAACGGUCAUAUUGACAGAGUAGUCAGGAGAUCUGAUUACCAUCAGAGAGAGACCAGACUCUGACAGCAGGAAGAGUUCCUCAGAGGAAACAGACCCAGAGACACCUAACCAUUACCACUGCUCCCACUGUGGAAAGAGUUUUAGGUGGUUAGGGAGCCUGAAAAUGCAUGAGAGAAUACAUACAGGAGAAAAGCCCUACCACUGUUCCCACUGUGGAAAGAAUUUUACUCAGUUAGGAGCCCUGGUUGGGCAUGAGAGAACACACACGGGAGAGAAGCCUUAUCACUGUUCCCACUGUGGAAAGAGUUUUAGGUGGUUAUGGGUCCUGAAAAAGCAUGAGAGAAUACACACGGGAGAGAAACCUUAUCACUGUUCUCACUGUGGAAACAGUUUUAGGUGGUUAGUGAGCCUGAAAACGCAUGAGAGAAUACACACAGGAGAAAAGCCUUUCCAAUGUUCCCAGUGUGAAAAGAGUUUUUAGGUGGUCGGGGGAGUCUGAAAAAAGCAUGCGAGAAAACACACAGGAGAAAAGCCUUUCCAACAUACUAAUACACAGGAGGAGAAGACAUACCACUGUUCUCAUUGUGAAAAGACAUUUUCCCAGUCAGAGGACCUGAAAUCACACGAGAGAAUAGAGAGGCUGUGUUCUGACUUGUGUUUCUGACUGAGAAUUUGUCCACGGCCAGGAUUCAUAUGGCCAGGGUGUCCGCUAUGGACACCUGGAAAAAAUCAGCAGCGGACAUUUCUGAACGUUUAUCCAACAGACCUGUACAUCCAUGAAUGGAUCUCUAUAAUGUGUAACUAUUUCUGAUGUAUGUGUUGUGAUGUAUUGUUUAAUAGAUGUACUAUGUUAGGUAUAUUUAUCUGUGGUUUAAUUUCAACAGAUUUUACUGAUGCUAUUAGAUUGCUGUGUGGGGGGAGUUUUAUAUAUACAGUGCCUUCAGAAAGUAUUCACACCC
Molecule: messenger RNA, 1601 nt
Organism: Salmo salar (Atlantic salmon)
Lineage: Eukaryota; Metazoa; Chordata; Actinopteri; Salmoniformes; Salmonidae
Source: RefSeq, a predicted model, not a curated record